Messenger RNA from Schizosaccharomyces cryophilus OY26, 724 nucleotides. RefSeq names its product TOM complex subunit Tom20. Lineage: Eukaryota; Fungi; Ascomycota; Schizosaccharomycetes; Schizosaccharomycetales; Schizosaccharomycetaceae. Gene Ontology annotation, cellular component: mitochondrial outer membrane; mitochondrial outer membrane translocase complex. Bases 216 to 674 code for a protein of 152 amino acids. Gene Ontology annotation, molecular function: transmembrane protein transporter activity. Gene Ontology annotation, biological process: protein targeting; tRNA import into mitochondrion; protein import into mitochondrial matrix. The record is from RefSeq and is a predicted model, not a curated record. The transcript has 4 exons.
AUUUGUUACUUCACCGAAAAGUAACAAUAUCACGGCCUCUCCCUUACUACCGUCUUUUGGUAUCCUCCUAUAUCCUACAAAGUAGGUUAAUUCUUGUUGCUAGUCCGAGAUAUCUAUCUUGCAGUAUUUUUUUGAGAAAAUAAUAAACUAAACUUUAUUUUUUUUAAAUCUCCUUUCAAUUUUCUUUUAGGGAUCUCUACUUUCACAUUUUUAACAUGAGGAAUUCUGUCAUUAUCGGUUCUCUUCUCGCAACUGCCGCCGUUGGUUAUGGCAUUUAUUUUGACUACAAGCGUCGCAACGACCCUACUUUCCGCAAAACAUUGAAGCGUCAUUACAAAAAGGUGCACGAAGCUAAGAAGCAAGAAGAACAGAUUGCUGUCAAGAAAUUUGAUGAAGUUAUCGAAGAUGCUCUCGAGAUCGUCAAGUCUACACCUACCCCUAGUAGCGCUGAAGAAAAAGAGCUCUUCUUUAUGCAGCAAGUUGCCCGUGGUGAACAACUCUUCCAACAACAACCCGACAAUAUCAAGGAAUCUGCUGCUUGCUUUUAUGCUGCUCUUAAAGUAUACCCUCAACCAGUUGAAUUGUUUUCCAUUUACGAGCGUACCGUUCCUGAACCCAUCAUGAAUCUUUUAAGAGCUAUGCAAGCUAAGGAAAGCACCCCUACUGUGGAGUAAACUCUUAAUUGUCAAUAAAACUAUAUUCUCAUUAUAUCAAUAAAAGAUAG